Messenger RNA from Podospora bellae-mahoneyi, 2018 nucleotides. RefSeq lists its product as uncharacterized. Lineage: Eukaryota; Fungi; Ascomycota; Sordariomycetes; Sordariales; Podosporaceae. The transcript has 2 exons. The record is from RefSeq and is a predicted model, not a curated record. Bases 887 to 1903 code for a protein of 338 amino acids.
CAGCGCCAUCCAGGGGUACCACGAGGCCGGAAGGGGGCGCCGAACGGGAGUGGCAUUCAUCACCCACCAAAAUCACUCAUCAUCAUGGGCCCAUCAGAAAGCCGCUGACCGACGAUUCAUCAAUUCAUCGUACCAUCCGAUGACCUUCGGAGCGUAACCCGGCAGCAAAUAUUGGUGAUGGGAAUUUUUGUUGUCCCAGCGGAGAAGGGGAAGUCGUCGACCGAUCUAGAACGCCUCCUUGCAGCACGCUUGCAUGGUGGUGUGCAUGAGACACCCCUGACUGUCGCCAAUCUGGUCAGGGCAAAUGCCAACCGGAGUUCUGGCCGAUGCGGGGAGACAACAGCAGCAGCAGAGACCAGAUGACAGCUGAACCCCUUGGCGCGCGUGCCAUUCCCCGUCGCAUGUCCGUGAGGUCCCAGUCCCGCGGAAUUCAGCGCCACCAGCAACGACAAGCACCGGCAUGACCGCCAGCGCCAAGUCCAGGGCUGGCCAAUCGCAUCGCUGACACCUUACGGAGAUGUAGGUUUUGGUACUGCACCGAAGCAGGAACAGACACCUCCUCCGCCUGCAUCCCUGACAGCCCUUCGCCAUCAGAACCGACAUCUACUACCAUCAAUAUGGCACUUUUCGGCUCGGUCUGUUGGGGGGAGAAUGGAACAUGUUUGUUGAUGCCCUUUCUCAGUUUUCAUCUUUAAAAGGGAGGAGGGCUCCCCACUGUGUUGGAUCCCGUCUUAUCAUUGAUGCCGGUUGACGAUCUUCACCAAUUCUCUGCAACACUGCGUCAUAAGCCAGGGGUGGAUUGUACCACCGACGUACCUCUACCCCCCUUCUACGUCACGGUCCCCUAAGCGAUAUCAACAACACCAGCACCACACAAAUAGUGGUGAUGGAACACAACGAGCUUUCAACUUCAUCUUCCACUUCAUCAAACAACAGACAACUGGCCGCAAACAUGGAGGCCCCAAUGUAUCAAACAUAUCCCCAGGACGCCUUUGCCUGUGGCCAGUGGUCCAACAGGCCAAGCUUCCCCCCGACGUUUCCAGCAUCGAAUCCCGCCGCACAGUUCGACGGAAUGUGGCGCGAUGAACUACAGCACCCGAUGACAACCUACGACAUGCCAACAAUGUUCCAAACAUCCGAUGACGUCGUCUGGCCCAUGCAAGAGCAGCCUGCUGGAGGCUUCUCCCAGCCGUCGUCCGCAUCUCCCGUUGGAUAUCAAGGACAAGACGCAGAGUGGAGCUCGAUACCAUCACAAGACACCGGCUACGCUUCAGGAACCUGGAUGUCAAACGAACAGAUCCAACCGGUGCUGUCCCCCCUGUCAGAAGCCCCGUCAUUUAACAACUACACCUUCAACCACAAGACACCCAGCGACUACGAACCUCACUCGGCCACCUCCACCGCCCCUUUCCCAUCCCAGAGCUCCUUUGACACUCGGGAGUCGGCCUCGCCCGCCGCUAGCACCGCAGCCCCAGUUUCAAAACCUAAAGGCAAAGGCAAAGGAAAGGCCGCCGUCACCAAACCCUCCAAGAAGGGCACAGAAGUCUCCUCCAAAUCCUGGGGAACAAAGAGAAAAUCUCCCGCUCCGUCCACGAAAUCCACCUCAAGUUACAACAGCAAGCCACUACCACCAUUUCUGGGCAUCUUUCCUCCCGAUGUCGACCCCCGGGAGGCUUCAGCCAAGGUGCAACGCGAAGCAUGGGAGAGGUGCAAGAACGAGGCCAUGGUCAUGUCGCAAAGACGGCUCCUGCUAUUGGACCACGAGCGUGGUGCAUUAGAGCGGGAGACACAGAAAUUGCAAGACAACCUUGCCUUGAUGAGAGAAGCAGCAGCGAGGGAACACGGGCAACUGAAGGAAGCUGUGAAGAAGGCCGAGAGGUUGCAUGCGAGGGGGUAUUACUGAGGGCCUCUUUGUGAUCGCACACUGUAUUGCUAUAUAAUUAUCACGGAACACCAGUAACGAGGACAUGAAUUGAUGAUCAGACAUGAAAGAAUAACGAGCCACCUUUGGACACCGG